This is a messenger RNA of Colletotrichum graminicola M1.001, 549 nucleotides long. RefSeq lists its product as uncharacterized. NCBI's taxonomy places the organism in Eukaryota, Fungi, Ascomycota, Sordariomycetes, Glomerellales, Glomerellaceae. The transcript is spliced from 2 exons. The record is from RefSeq and is a predicted model, not a curated record. The coding region runs from base 1 to 549 and encodes 182 amino acids.
AUGCUCGCCAGCAAACUCCAAGAGCCUCGCGGGCCAUUGUCGCCCGCGAUACCCGUCGUGGUCUGCGGAAAGAUGGAGCAGGUCGGUGGCAAAGUCAUCGCCGGUCUGAUGCCGGAAUACGACGCACAAUCUGGUGACUGGAUUGACACUAACACCUCUCCAAAAGUCAUCCACUUCGUCACGUCGCCUGCUUCGGGCGCCGUGAUCCUCCCCGCCCUCCUCGCCUCCCGACCCUUACCCUCCCAUCCGGACACCAGCACGAUCGGAAGCGGCAACUACGCCGCCGCCCCUCGCGCCGUGAUUCUCGGCGGCGCCUUCGACGACGCCGCGACGGCAGUUCUUCAGGAGGCGGUCGCCGACGCGCGGGCGCGGGCGUCGGCGGACGUGCGGACGGUCCCCUGGCUGAGGCAGGACUCGAGCAAGCCGGCGCCGCCGCGGGGAGGGCCUGGGUACGGCGAGGCCAUAGUCGCGAGGGUGAGGAAGGCACUGGCGAGGCUGGAGGGGGAGGGGAAGCUCGAUGGGAACUAUGGAGGGGACGAGUGGUACUGA